AUGACUGAGGAAGCCAUGGACGACAAAACUAUCAUCAUCAUCACAUUUGUAGCACUUCUGACCGUCUGCUUUAUGGCCCUCGGCAGCGUGAUCCACCAACUGAGCAAAGAGAUCUCCAGAAGCCGCGACGACAUCUUAUCCAGUCUAUCUUCCCUACGGGAUGCUAUCCUACUCCUGAACCAAGACGCGAUCACACAGCUCCAUAAUGGCUCACUCAUCAUGGCCAAUCGACUGGCCGAACUGCGGAACAUGGAAGCAAGCCUUGCUGAUAUUCAGCGCGGCACGGAUGGGAUACGAGCGGACGUGGCGCGUUUGAAGCGGUUGGCUGACUCUCUGGAGCCUCAGCUACGGAGGAUGCGGGAUGUGCCGGCGGCUGAUUUUAGAUCGAGUGCUAGUGCUGGAGCGAGUGCGGACGAUGGAUUGGAUGCUGAUGUUGGAUCAAGUGCUGAUGUCUAA
Coniosporium apollinis CBS 100218 is the source of this 456-nucleotide messenger RNA. RefSeq lists its product as uncharacterized. Lineage: Eukaryota; Fungi; Ascomycota; Dothideomycetes. The record is from RefSeq and is a predicted model, not a curated record. The transcript has a single exon. The coding region runs from base 1 to 456 and encodes 151 amino acids.